CAAAGUAUGCAAGUGGUUGGUAGUAACAAAAUACCCACAAAUUUGGGACAAAAUAAGGGCAUUGGAUGUUUUGGUUGGAACACCUGUUCACCCUUCGCAAUGCCGAUUAAAUUUAAAAAGAAAGUUGUGCCCCAAUAUCUGUGAUUUUAUGGAAUUCGUACUAAAAGCUUCACGUCAAACGGCCGAAAGUCUGUACAAAAAAUCACGUUUUCCUCGGAAGUUGAAAAAUAUCGAUAUUCGUGAUCAAAAAUGAAACUUCUAGAUCGACAGCUUGUGCUCACUUUUGCAAUUGGAUUGUCGCUCACAGGUGCCAGCGCAGCUUUGCUGUACAUGUAUUACAAGAAGGAUGAUGAUCCGAAUGACGCUCGAACUACACGUUUGGCAACAUCCAGACAAAAUGAGGUGGAGUUAAAGGUGCCGCGACAACACGUGCCAAUUAUAAUCGGCCGUGCUGGAGCAAUGAUUAAGGACAUUCAAGACAAGACGGAAACUAGAAUAAACUUCUCCAGCGAGGAUAAGGAACUGCCGGAUAGAAUUUGCAAGAUACGCGGUAAACCGGAAUGCGUUCACUUGGCCCAGGUCAUGAUAGAAAAUAUCAUUGCCAAUCAACCUAUCAUUGAAGUUUAUGAAACAUAUGUACCUCAGCGAGCUUGUGGGCGAAUCAUUGGGCGAGGUGGCGAUACGAUUAAUCACAUACAAGCAGCAUCUGGAGCAAAAGUUAUGAUUGAGUCUUCCAGUUACAAGAAUCCAGAUUCCAAUCAGAGAAUUAUCAUAAAGGGAACUGCCGAACACAUUGCUGCAGCUUUGGCAUUGAUUGAGGAAAAAGUUCGCGAGGAGAACGAAAUUCGAGAAAAGUUGGAUGUCAGUUCGUCUUUAAGGACACCUCGUGGCAAAAUUUCAACACGGAAGACUCCCGUUCAAGCAUCCAACAAUCACGUAAAUUCUACAGACUCCGACCAGAUACCAAAAACACAAGACCCAGAAGUACUGAUGGAGGUGUACGUUAGCGCUGUAGAGAACCCAAGCCAAUUCUGGGUUCAAGUUGUAGGUCCUGGCGCAGUAGCACUGGAUGAAUUAGUAGCAGAAAUGACAGAGUACUACCGCAAUGAAGAAAAUUUGGAGUUACACAUGCUCAAGGAUGUAAGCAUCGGGCAAAUGGUGGCUGCAAAGUUUCCUUUUGAUGAGCGGUGGUACCGUGCUGAAGUUGUCGCCAAACUCGAAGACAAUCGUUACGAGGUGUAUUUCGUGGAUUACGGCGACCAUGAAGCAUUAACCAUUAAAGAGAUGAUGGAACUUCGAACAGAUUUUUUAAGCUUACGUCUACAGGCAAUUGAAUGCUCUCUAGCAAAUGUAAAACCUCGAGAUAACGAAUGGAGUUCAGAAGCUUGUGACAGAUUUGCCGAGCUCAGCUGGGUGGCCCAGUGGAAAGCACUGACAGCCAAAGUUCGAGGAUACAAAGAACGUGUUCUAGCCGGUGGAAGCUCUCGCCGAGAAGGCUCACCCAUUCCUUGUGUUGAUCUUUACAAUAAAACUGAUAACCAGGAUAUCAACAUUGGAAGAGAAUUGGUAAACGAAGCUGUAGCUGAGGAAGAAGGGCCUUGGUCGUCAGCCAGUUCUACCCUUUCCUUGACCCGUCGUGACAUUCACGAAUCAACAACGACGCGAAGAGUUAGUUCUUCCGAAACACCAUCACCUCCGCCCCCAACAACGCGGCUCUCAGAAAAUGGUGCUCACUCUCCGCAGACUUUACAUCUUCCUGGAAGUUCGAAUAAAACAAUUGUUGAGAUUGAUUUGACUACACCAAAGAAGCAGAACAGUUCUGUAGAAACAAUCGAUUUGGUGACCCCGUUGAAGACAACAGACGAAACAAAUGGUUGGAAAAAUGAGAAAUGGUAGUGAUAUCCUCAAGAAAAUUACUGCGAGGACCAUUCCCGUCGAGGCUGUGACUUCACAAUCAAGCCGAUGGCAUUUGAACGAAAUCAACGAAUAUACGACCUGCUGGCUACUACAGCAAUCUCGAAGAUACUGACGAUCUGCUAUUGGGCUGGUUUAGUUUCUUAAUUAAUUAAUCUUUUUAUGUAACCACCAGCCCCGAAAAUCAUGAUUCACACUGAAAUCAUUUGAAUCCUUAGAUCUUCAUCUGACUCUUCUGAUCGAUAAAUGUAAAACGAUCGAAAGUUGUCAUUAUCAUUUAAUUAUCAUUUGCUGAUUUACUAGUAAUCAAAACUGUACUUUUAUUUUAAUCAUUUAUUUCUGGUUGGAGUGUCUAUUCUCGUAGGCCAAGUCUUUAGUGAAGUCAAACUAGCUGAUUUCAAACUUAGCUUAAAUAGUAUUCAAUAUAACCUUUAGCUGUGCUCUUGAGUAUAAGCUUCACACUCUGAUUAAUCUACCAGAUUUGAAAACAGUCUCAUUGCUUGGGAUAGCUAGUUUCUAUUGAUAUAACUUCUCACUCAUGUUGAGUCAAACCGUUGAUUCCAUUUUCUGUGUAGAAUCACAUGUUUGUUAAUUAAUGCGAAAAUUUCCGCACUUCGUACUUGACCACGUAGUGCAAAUAUACUGCUAUGUGGCGAUUGACUGUGAAUAUUUUAUCACUCGCUGAAGUAGAAAAUAUUUACUCUGGCGGUUGA
Messenger RNA from Diprion similis, 2627 nucleotides. RefSeq names its product tudor and KH domain-containing protein homolog (gene papi). The record is from RefSeq and is a predicted model, not a curated record. Gene Ontology annotation, molecular function: RNA binding. NCBI's taxonomy places the organism in Eukaryota, Metazoa, Arthropoda, Insecta, Hymenoptera, Diprionidae. The transcript has 9 exons. The coding region runs from base 250 to 1896 and encodes 548 amino acids. Gene Ontology annotation, biological process: spermatogenesis.